Molecule: messenger RNA, 5940 nt
Organism: Eleginops maclovinus (Patagonian blennie)
Lineage: Eukaryota; Metazoa; Chordata; Actinopteri; Perciformes; Eleginopidae
Product: protein HIRA
Exons: 25
Coding region: 203-3265 (1020 amino acids)
Biological process (GO): chromatin remodeling; regulation of DNA-templated transcription; DNA-templated transcription
Cellular component (GO): HIR complex; chromatin; nucleus
Molecular function (GO): protein binding; nucleosome binding
Source: RefSeq, a predicted model, not a curated record
UGUUGUCCGGACUGAACCGCCUGUCUUGUCGCUGCUCAGACUCGGAGACUCCGGGGAAUGCUGCCGCAGAGAUGGAGUUGAAUCACAAAAACAACAAAGUGUCGGACAGAGUUUGAGACAAAGGGAGCAAAGCGUCAGUUUCCGGCUGAUGGAUAUAUGUUGAAUAUAACCCAGGCGUAACAUUUAAACAAUUUGUUUGAAAAUGAAGCUGCUGAAGCCGAGCUGGGUGAGCCACAACGGCAAGCCCAUAUUUUCCGUUGACAUCCACCCUGAUGGGACAAAAUUUGCAACCGGGGGGCAAGGAGAGGAUUCGGGCAAGGUCAUGAUCUGGAACAUGGCGCCAGUCCUCAGAGAGGAAGACGAGAAGAACGAGAAUAUUCCCAAAAUGCUUUGCCAGAUGGACAAUCACCUAGCCUGUGUGAACUGUGUGCGCUGGUCCAACAACGGGCUGUACCUGGCAUCGGGAGGAGACGACAAGCUGGUCAUGGUGUGGAAGAGAGCUGCAUUCAUCGGUCCCAGCACAGUGUUCGGGUCGAGCAGUAAGCUGGCCAACGUGGAGCAGUGGAGGUGUGUCACCAUCCUGAGGAACCACACCGGAGAUGUGAUGGACGUGGCGUGGUCUCCUCAUGACGUGUGGCUAGCCUCCUGCAGCGUGGACAACACCAUCGUCAUCUGGAACGCUCGCAAAUUUCCAGAGAUGGUGAUGUGUCUGCGAGGACACACUGGGCUGGUUAAAGGUCUGACGUGGGACCCGGUGGGGAAAUACAUCGCCUCCCAAGCCGACGACCACAGCCUCAGAGUGUGGAGGACAAUGGACUGGCAGAUGGAGGCCAACAUCACCAAACCCUUCAGCGAGUGUGGCGGGACGACCCACGUCCUGCGUCUGUCAUGGUCUCCGGACGGUCAGUAUCUGGUGUCGGCUCACGCCAUGAACAACUCCGGUCCCACCGCUCAGAUCGUGGAGAGAGACGGCUGGAAGACCAAUAUGGACUUUGUGGGCCACCGUAAAGCUGUCACUGUGGUGAAAUUUAACCCAAAGAUCUUUAAGAAGAAGCAGAAGAACGGAAGCGCUCAAAAACCAGGCUGUCCGUACUGCUGCUGCGCCGUCGGCAGCAAAGACCGGUCGCUUUCCGUCUGGCUGACCUCUCUGAAACGCCCUCUGGUGGUGAUCCACGAUCUGUUUGAUAAAUCGAUUAUGGACAUAUCCUGGACUCUGACAGGUCUUGGGAUGUUGGUGUGUUCCAUGGACGGCACUGUGGCCUACCUGGACUUCUCACUGGAUGAACUGGGAGACCCGCUAAACGAGGAGGAAAAGAACAGCAUCCAUCAGAACAUCUACGGUAAGAGUCUGGCUAUCACCAGCACGGAGGCGCAGCUCUCCACCACCAUCAUCGAGAACCCUGAGAUGCUCAAAUACCAGCAGGAGCGCCAGAACUCCGCCCAGGCCAACUCGGGACCGGGCAGCGCCGGGCCAGAAUCCUCGGCCCCUAAACUCAACAGCGUGAUGAACGGAGAGUCUCUCGAGGACAUCAGGAAGAACCUCCUGAAGAAGCAGGUUGAGACGAGAACUGCAGACGGCCGAAGACGAAUCACACCGCUCUGCAUUGCGCAGCUGGACACCGGGGAUUUCUCUCCAGCUCUGUUCAACAGCGCUCCCAUCCUGCCGUCGGGCUCCUCCAUGUCCAACCAGCUCACCUCCCAGCUCAGCUCAGACUCCAGCCCUGGACAGGCCUCUUCUCUGGGGCUAAGGCCAAGCCACGACUCCAUGCUCACCUCGCCUCCAGCCAACAGCGCCACAAAGGGCCUGGAGGACAACAAGGACGGUCUGAAGUCCAGUCUGCUGCUCACUUCUGCAUCCAAGAUCGAGCCAAUGAAAGCUUUGGACUCGAGGUUCACAGAGAGGUCAAAGGCCACACCAGGGGUCACAGCCGUCAUCUCCUCUAUCUGUGGACUCACAAAUCUGAACAGCAGGCCCAAAGACGGCCUCUCCGUUCUGAAAGACGUGAAAUCCAAAGACGACACCAGCAGCGACAGCGAGGACAAGAUGGCCUCCAUUAACAAAAAUCUGUUGUUGGGCAAGAGGAAACCCGAGCUGCUGAUGGAUGUAGGAGAGGUGGUGGAGAAGAGGAAGAAGGGACGGCCCAGGAAAGACAAGUUGGCUGCACCCAUCGCCCAACCCUUCUCUCAGAUAACUGUCCCAGCAGAGCGGGAGCCGAGCAGGGUGGCAGCUCAUCCACCUCCUGUAGCUGCUCUCAAACUGCCAACACCCAGCAUAAAGAAGGCCUUCAGUCUGCAGGUAAGCAUGGAGCCAUCUAUGUUCCUGGAGGUGGAGAACGAGGUGUCAGUAGUUGCGGGUUCAAAGCUCAGCCAGCUGCGAUGCUCCAGAGACGGACGGGACUGGAACACACUGCUGCCCAGCUCCGUGGUCACUGCUGCAGGGAGCAGUGACGUCCUCGCCGUUGCCUGUCAGGACAGGAUGUUGUCAGUGUUCUCUUCCUGUGGGCGGCGGCUCCUUCCUGCCAUUCAGCUGGCCACGCCUGUGUCCGCUCUGCACUGCUCGGCCCACUUUGUCAUGGUUCUGACGGCAGGGGCCACGCUGUCCGUCUGGGAUGUUCAUAAACAAAAGGCUCUUGUGAAGAACGAGUCUCUGCUGACCAUUUUACCAGGUGCGGAAACCACAGUGUCUCAGUCUCUGCUGACUCAGCAGGGAGUUCCAGUCAUUGGACUCUCUAACGGAAAGUCCUACUGCUUCAGCUCCUCACUGGAGACAUGGACGUUAAUAGCAGAUAAAGGAGACUCUCUGGUCCAAUGUGCUGACUUCAGAAGCUGCCUACCUACGCAGGAUGCACCUGUGUCCUCAGGACCACUGGCUGUCAUGCAGGGACGCAACCUCAAUGCUGGAAGGCUGGCGUCCCGCCUCUCCUCCACCCCUCACCACCUGCAGCAGAGCAUGACGUUGGCCUUCCUGGAGAAUCAGCUGGCGUCUGCUCUGACUUUGCAGUCGGCACAGGAGUAUCGCUACUGGCUGCUCAUCUACGCCCGCUUCCUUGUCAACGAAGGUUCAGAGUUUCGUCUCCGAGAUCUCUGCAAGGAGCUGCUCGGUCCCGUCCACAAAUCAGCAGCAACAGCCUGGGAGCCCACCACUCUGGGUCUACGUAAGCGCGAGUUAUUGCGGGAAGUCUUACCUGUCAUCGUUGAAAACCUGCGAUUCCAGAGACUGUUCACUGAGUACCAGGACCAGCUGGAGCUAUUGCGCAACAAAUAACACACACUGCUGCACACACACAACCCAUGCCUGGACUCGUAAUGAAACCAGUUUGGAUCUUCCAGUUCGACUCGAGGGGAAUUCUGACUGCUUAUCGUCAACUGUAGAACCUUGAAACGCUGUUUGGGCUGAAAGCUGCAAAAAUCUUCACUCGCAGCGAGUCCACAGCUUUUCCAGUUUUGGGACUCUUCAGUGCUGUCGCUCACUGGGAAGAAGUGGCAGGUGCUUUGGAUUUUUUUUCUAAUCACAAUCUCAGCUCCAACUCACGUGUUCUGUCGUUUUUUGUUUUUUUUUAACCUUUUUCACCUCUCUCCUGUGCUCCUAAUCAAGGACUGAAAGAUAUUUAAUUUAAUGAGGGGGUGUGACAAAUGUUACGGGUUGAAACCCUGCAGCUCGAUAAAUCCUUCUCAAGUCAUCUGAUAGAGAGAACGGAGGUGAGACACUGAAAAAUAAAUAAUAUAAAUCAGACUGGAUGUAAAGGAGCAAUAUGCUUGUACCAAAGUGAUGCCUUCAAAUGUGGAAAUAACCAACCACCUCUAUCUGCAAAGUGAAGCAAAUGAAGGGCAUCCGUACAAAAAGGUUCAAAUGGGUUUUUAAAGGCUGAUGGAUGUCCUUUUCUGAGUGUUUCAGCUCGAGAACAACACCAAUGUCAACUUUUGAAGUCACUGAGGUCACUAUGACGCCACUGGAAAUGAAACUGUAUAUUCUGAACUACAGGAUGGACCUCUGACUUUUUUAAGGGAUGCCUUUUUUUUGCAGCUAAUCCUAACCCAUUAGAGCAUUCACUUCAGUGAAAGAGCACUUAAAGCAUGUAAGAGUAGAAAAACAUGCACAAAGAGGGAAGCCCUACAGAACUUACGGUGGCCAACGGGCAAAAUGCACCCGGCCCAAAACAUUUCCAUUAGGAGAAACACACUGAAGUUUAAAUGAUGCAAUAAAAAAACCCACAAUGUGCCAAAACACAUGCAAAUGAAGAAACAUCUUCACCAACUUGACAACACAUGCGCAGCAUUUACUAAAAGCAAUGCAUAAACGGAACGCUGCAAACAAAAAACGAAGCAAGAAGCUCAAAACAAUGGAAACGGGGACACUUAAAAGUGAUGCACAAACCUGGGAACAUUUGGGGACGUCCAGGGAUUAUAAAGUUGGUUAACUGUCACUGUUCCCUCAAAUGUAUGUUUGAUUGGCUUAUUUUAACAAUGCGAUCACAUGAUUCCUUCUAAUAUUAUCGCAGAUCUGCCGUCAGCUAGCUAGCUAACAUAGCUAACGUAGUCAUUUCAAAUAUACUGACCAACACUUACGAUUAAUCGGAGCUUGUUAAUAACAAGCGCUCCGAUCCCAGCUGUGUGCGUCACUUUUUAGUUUCCCUGUUUCCGUUUGAGCUUCUUCCCGCAUUUUGUUGAAGCAGCUUUUCGAGUAAACCCGGCACAUGUCUCGUCAAGUUGGGGAAGAUGUUUCUUCAUUUGUUUUGCCACAUUUGUGUCUUUAUAUUUGCAUGGCUUUUGAGCGCAUUUCUCCUAAUUGAAGUGUUUUGGGCUGUUGUAGCGUGAUUGCACUGAGCGACCGCCUUAGAAUUUAGGAAAACAAAAAACAAAACAAGUCAGGAAAUUUAAACAGUCAGAAAUAAAGUAAGGACAACACAAUGGCAGUGCAGGAGUAACUUCUAGAUGUCACAUCUUGAUGUGCAACAAAGGUAGUACAAGCUGUGGGUGAUACCAUUAUUUGAAAUAACGAAAUGUUACACACAAUGUUAUCUUUCUUCGGUUUACCUCAACUUUAGAAGCACCUAAUCAAGAUGAUACAUUGUGAUUAUAUGUCAAAAGAAAAAGGAUUUAAAAUAAUGAGUUAAACAGUCCCAUUUUAUUGUGUUUGAUGAAUGUAGACUCCAUGCAGGUAUUACUUAACCUUCAUCAUGAUGUCUCAGAUUAAAUCAUAUUUAAUGUAUACUUGGGGGAAAAAAUUGGCUGAAUUGCAAGGCGGUAAUUAUCUUCCUAAGUACACACAGGUUUUACAAACGCUUGACAAGGGUUCUCGUAAAGUAAAAUUGUGCCACAGUUACAUCCAGAAACAUUAAUUGUAAAUAUCAGUCGCUGCCUGAGGAGAAUGUGCUGAUGUCAGCCUUCUGAGAGCAAGAAAAACUCAAUCUUGCACAUCUUCAAGGUAUAUUAUGUGUAUGAAACAGAUCUUUGGGGUAAUAAAAUAAUCUCUCCCGAUGCAACUUUGGUCCCCCUCCCCCCCAAAAAAAUGUUUUCAAGGUAAAUACGAUCCACUUUUCUCUAAAUCAAGAACGGCUGUGAUCAGAGACAGCGAAUGGAAAAUGUUAUAUAUAUUUUUUGAUUUUUUCACUUCCUGUCUCUUGUAAAUACUCCAAGUCUCUUUGCUGCACCCUUAGUUGAAAUGUCUCUGUUGCCGGGUAAAAAAACACCCCAGAAAUGUUUUUCAGGACAGACGGAGGGAUUUUAUUUAGUCUCUCAUGCAUUACAGGUUUCAAAAGCACAGCGGUCAUGAAACCUCAUUGGACCCCCGCUGUAAGUCAUUUUUAAUGUUUGUACGAACAAUUUUUUUUUUUUUCAUUUUCUAUAAGAAAAAAAGAAAAUGAUGAGAUGAGCUGAAUUGUUGCUUUUGAGGAAAGAAAGUAAAAAAAUAAUAAAUGAGGAACAGUUGGGGUUUGCUAA